Nannizzia gypsea CBS 118893 is the source of this 2412-nucleotide messenger RNA. RefSeq names its product zinc metalloprotease mde10. Bases 1 to 2412 code for a protein of 803 amino acids. Lineage: Eukaryota; Fungi; Ascomycota; Eurotiomycetes; Onygenales; Arthrodermataceae. The transcript has 3 exons. Gene Ontology annotation, molecular function: metalloendopeptidase activity. The record is from RefSeq and is a predicted model, not a curated record. Gene Ontology annotation, biological process: proteolysis.
AUGUCGACGGUAUACACCCCCCUUGGACUCCUUGCCUCCUCUCCCCGAUGUAAACAUUUGCUGACUGCUAGGUUGCGCAUAGCCCGCUCGCAUGCGAGAGACAAACUGAACAAUAUCUCCCGGGUUGAACGGCCGGUUAUACACACUCCUUCUCGCCGUGUCCAUGCCCAUUCGAACUUUGACCUUACUUUCGACCUUCAUCCCGGGAGGAACCGGAUAAAACUGCAACUGGAACCAAACCAUGAUGUUCUCUCCCAAGAUGCGCGUGUUACAUAUCUCGAUGCAGAGGGGAAUGUUGACCGGGUGGAACGGAUAGAACGGAGAGAUCACAGCGUGUUUAAAGGAUGGGCUUGGACGCAGGCAAAGUCGGGCGCAUGGGAGCGGGUUGGAUGGGCCCGAAUCACGAUGCAGCGGGAUGGAGAGGAUCCUCUGUUCGAAGGUGUCUUUACCGUCAUGCAUGACCAUCACCAGAUCAUAGCAAAAUCGAAUUAUGUACGCAAACGGCACCAGCAAGAUCCGCCGUUGGACAGUACCCCGGGCGAAUACAUGCUUCUCUUUCGGGGGUCGGAUAUAGCAGAACCGCACAGUCAAGGGAAUGUCGAGCGUUCGAUUAUGUCUUCGCCUUCAUGCGAUGCAGAUACUCUCGCAUACGACUCCAAUUCCGAGUUUCUGUUUCCCCCGCUGCCGCAGGAGAACAAUACCGGCCUAUGGAAUCAGUUCAUGACAAGCAUAGGUAAACGUCAGAUGACAGAUACGGGCGGCAACGUCCCUGGAUCUAGGGAUCUAAAGGAGACCAUUGGAAGUACAGCGGGCUGCCCUAAUACCAGAAGAGUUGCCCUGAUAGGCGUAGUUGCAGACUGCACGUAUACCAACACAUUUGCCUCAGAGAUGGACGCCAGGUCGGACAUCAUUUCAGUCGUCAAUGCUGCCUCCGUCGUCUAUGAGCAUUCGUUUAACAUAUCCCUUACUCUCGGAGAAGUGAACAUCUUGCCCAAGAACUGUCCCGCAACAGCAUCUUCCGCAACUCCCUUUAACCAGCAGUGCGAUGACCGUGGUGGGAGCAGCUCCUUCACACUCUCAGACAGGCUGAGUACGUUUUCUGCCUGGCGAGGAAAGAAGACGGAUGACUUUGCAUUCUGGACUCUGAUGACGGACUGCGUUACCGAUAACCAAGUGGGCCUAGCAUGGGCUGCACAGCUAUGCGUCAAAGGCGUCCAGGGUGAUCCAAAUACUCGUAAUGCCAGCUCCCAGGCUGUAGCCGGUGCCAACGUUGUCUCCAAGACGGACAACACCUGGCAAGUCUUUGCUCACGAAGCCGGCCACAUCUUUGGAGCAGUUCAUGACUGUGACACUAUGCUCUGCCAGAACCGGGCUAAUCCAGAUAACUCCAGAUGCUGCCCAUCAACCGCAACUACAUGUGAUGCAGGCGGAAAAUUCAUGAUGAACCCUACUUCCGGAAGACAGAUCACAAAUUUCUCGCCCUGCUCAAUAGGACAGAUAUGCUCUCGAAUGGCAAGACAUACCAUCCUAACGGACUGUCUAACCACAAACCGUGGUGUUGAUACGAUCUCAGGCCAGCAGUGUGGCAAUGGCAUUGUUGAGGACGGUGAAGACUGUGACUGCGGUGACGCAGAGAGCUGCAAAGGCAAUACUUGCUGCGAUCCUAAGACAUGCAAAUAUACUUCUGGCUCUCAGUGCGAUGACACGAACGAAGAAUGCUGCAGAGGAUGCAAAUUUGCAUCUAGCUCGACUGUAUGCCGUAUGAGCAGUGGACCCUGCGACCCAGAAGAAAAAUGUUCUGGAGAUUCCGGAGAUUGCCCCAAAGAUACGCAUUCCACCGAUGGAGAGACAUGCGCUGCCAACUUGCAGUGCGCUAGUGGUCAAUGCACCAGUCGAGACCUGCAGUGUCAGAUGCAUCUUGGGAACCAGGUUGCUGGCUCGAGGACAGUGGCAUUUGACUCAUAUGGCUGCGAGAUAGCCUGCAAAGACCCGGCUAGACCCAACGUGCGGUACGAAGGUAGCCUCACUUUCCUCGAUGGGACACCCUGCGGAGGUGGUGGCUCAUGUAAAAAUGGUCAAUGUACCGGCAGCACAUUCAGCAAUGAGGUAUCUGAAUGGGUCAGCCGCAAUAAACCCAUUGUCAUUGGCGUAUCAAUCGGUGCCGGCGGUCUACUCCUCCUAGCCAUCGCGUCCUGUAUCUGUGGACGAUCCAAAAGACGGAGGCCCAGAAACAGAAAAAUGCAACCGGUUAACAUGCGUCCUAUGGCCCCAGGUUACAAUGGUUGGAAUGGGGGUCCUCCAAACCACCAGCAACCGCCGGGCGGACAUCCCCCGUAUAACAAUGUCCCUCCGCAUCUCAAUGCUCCUCCACCUACAUAUCCAGGAAAUAUGCAUUCGACACGAUAUGCUUAA